AUUUCAGUACCAAGAGCGGUAACCCCGAGCUACACUCGGGCUUACCAUGCGGCACUGCUCUGGCAUUUGUUCUUCACUUACCUUACCCUGCGCUCCCACGAUGUGUCCCCUGCAGCGUCCCCGGCCAUCUCCUCCGGCCGAUGCCAGCAUCCGGCUUCUGUGUCCUGUCCCUGUGACGUCGGGACGUACGGGCACCGUCGCCGGGAAAUUUAAAAAAUGUCAUUUUUUUUUUUUUACAUUUUACAUAUGCUGUGUUCUGCGCCCUGCCUGCAUUUUGUCUGUUCUUUCU
Molecule: messenger RNA, 289 nt
Organism: Staurois parvus
Lineage: Eukaryota; Metazoa; Chordata; Amphibia; Anura; Ranidae
Source: the annotation of a GenBank genome assembly